AUGACCACCAUUGAGAUUUCCGACCGCGUGGUGGACCGCAUCCACCGCCGGAUCCGCCGCCUGCCGCCCGGGCUCCAGGAGCACUGCCAGCGGGUGGAACAGAUCGCCCGCGACCUGGCCGAGCGCCACGGUCAGGAUGUGGAAGCCAUUGGUCUGACCGCCCUGGCCCACGACGCCACCAAGCACUUCUCCGGCGUUGAGAACCUGCUGCGCAUGGAGGAAUAUGACCUGCCUCCGGUGACGGCGUUCGAGCGGCGCAACCCGGCGAUCCUGCAUGGCAUGGUGGGCGCCGAACUGCUGAAGCGGGAGGACGGCCUCCGCCAUCCGCAGCUGUACAACGCGGUGUACUGGCACACCACCGGGGACCCAUCCGGCGGCGAUGAAAUUGCCCACAUCGUUUUCCUGGCCGACAAGCUGGACCCGGUCAAGGUCAAGCGUUACCCCUGGCAGGCUGAGCUGAAGGAACUCGCCGAGAACGACCUGCCCUCCGCCAUGACCAUGUUCCUCACCAGGAACGUGGUCCGUAUGCUGGACAAGGGCUCGGCGAUUCACCCGGCGGCGAUAGAAGCGCGUAACACUUUGCUGCUGGAAGCAGGAUCGUAG
Messenger RNA from Geodia barretti, 603 nucleotides. The record is from the annotation of a GenBank genome assembly. Lineage: Eukaryota; Metazoa; Porifera; Demospongiae; Tetractinellida; Geodiidae.